Molecule: messenger RNA, 1041 nt
Organism: Striga hermonthica
Lineage: Eukaryota; Viridiplantae; Streptophyta; Magnoliopsida; Lamiales; Orobanchaceae
Source: the annotation of a GenBank genome assembly
AUGGCGGAGCCACCAUCGCAGCUGAUGCAGAAUCUGAAAGAGAACAAGGUCUUCAAACUGGCCUUUGCCGUGGCCGGAAUCAUGGCCACACUUCUUAUAUAUGGAGUAUUGCAGGAAAAGAUUAUGAGAGUUCCAUAUGGUCCCGGUAAAGAAUAUUUUAAGCACUCAUUAUUUCUCGUCUUUUGCAACCGGAUCGCUACAUCGGCUGUAUCUGCUGGAGUCCUACUGGCAAGUAAAAAGGCAUUGGACCCUGUUGCUCCAAUUUACAAAUAUGGUGCUGUAUCAGUGUCUAAUAUACUCACUACAACUUGUCAGUAUGAGGCCCUUAAAUAUGUGAGUUUCCCUGUGCAAACACUGGCAAAGUGUGCCAAAAUGAUACCUGUAAUGAUUUGGGGCACUUUCAUCAUGCAAAAGAAGUACACUGGACGUGAUUAUCUAUUUGCCUUAUUUGUAACACUUGGAUGCUCGAUUUUUAUAUUAUUUCCGGCAGAAGGUGAUAUCAGUCCAUACAGUAGAGGGAGAGAAAGCACAGUUUGGGGUGUUUCUUUGAUGAUUGGUUAUCUUGGGUUUGAUGGCUUCACAAGUACAUUUCAGGAUAAACUUUUCAAGGGCUAUGAUAUGGAGAUACACAAUCAGAUAUUUUACACGACAUUGUGCUCUUGCAUGAUAAGUUUCACUGGUUUAAUCUUACAAGGCAAUCUUCAAAUGGCUAUAGACUUUGUUAUUCGGCAUAACGAAUGUUUCAUUGAUAUCGCAAUUCUUUCCACUGUAGCAACAAUUAGUCAAUUCUUUAUUUCCUACACCAUUCGCAACUUUGGUGCUCUGGCCUUUGCCACUAUAAUGACAACGAGACAGUUGGUAAGCAUUCUAUUGUCCUGCCUGUGGUUUUCGCACCCACUCAGCUCGGAACAAUUGAUAGGAGCUGUAAUUGUAUUUGGUUCCAUAUACUCAAAGAACUUCCUAAGACGUAAACCCAAGACACUGCCUUCACAACAGAUGGAAAUUGGGGAUUCCAGUUCACCGAGAGCUAAUAAUGCAUAA